Molecule: messenger RNA, 1099 nt
Organism: Cariama cristata (Red-legged seriema)
Lineage: Eukaryota; Metazoa; Chordata; Aves; Cariamiformes; Cariamidae
Gene: REEP2
Product: receptor accessory protein 2
Exons: 7
Coding region: 79-762 (227 amino acids)
Biological process (GO): endoplasmic reticulum tubular network organization
Cellular component (GO): endoplasmic reticulum tubular network; cytoplasmic microtubule; endoplasmic reticulum membrane
Molecular function (GO): taste receptor binding; microtubule binding
Source: RefSeq, a predicted model, not a curated record
AUCUUCGGCACCCUCUACCCCGCGUACUCCUCCUACAAGGCCGUGAAAACGAAAAACGUGAAGGAAUAUGUGAAGUGGAUGAUGUACUGGAUUGUGUUUGCCUUUUUUACCACUGCAGAGACACUCACAGACAUUGUUCUUUCUUGGUUUCCCUUUUAUUUCGAGCUGAAAAUCGCAUUUGUGAUUUGGCUGCUCUCCCCUUACACCAAGGGCUCCAGUGUCCUCUACAGGAAGUUUGUGCACCCAACGCUCUCCAAUAAGGAGAAGGAAAUUGAUGAAUACAUUACUCAGGCUCGUGACAAGAGCUAUGAAACCAUGAUGCGAGUUGGCAAGAGGGGGUUAAACCUUGCUGCUAAUGCAGCAGUUACUGCAGCUGCAAAGGGCCAGGGAGUUUUGUCUGAGAAGCUGCGAAGUUUCAGCAUGCAGGAUCUCACUCUGAUCCGGGAUGAAGAUACUGUGCAUAUGCGAAGCCGUGAGCCACAGCUGCACGCCUCUGGUGGGAGUCUUCUUGAAACCAUUGAGGAUUCAGCUUCCUGUUACUCCUCAGGAGAGGAGAGCAGUGUGGCACAGAGGUCUAAUGGCACCCCAUCUGAGACUAGAACAGACCCAUCUGAUGAAGAUGCAGGAGACAAACUUCCUAAACGUACCCAGAGUCUCAAAACUCCUAAGAAGAUGAUGAAAGCUGAGCUUCCGGUAAGAAGCGUGAAAGCCCGUCCUAAGAAGAAAGCUGCAGGCUCUCUUGCUUCUGGCGAGUCAUCCUAAGGAGACUUCCACCUCCCCAGUACCUCUCUCUGUCCUGGGACUUGCCUGUCACUUUUGAGGGGAAACUCCCCAAAGGAAGGGAGCUGAGAUCCAUGUACAUAACAGAUACUGCUUUGUAGAGCUCAUUCCAAGGCAAGGGGGAGGCUGGGAUUCAAAAAAUGGAGUAGAGGAUACAUAUCCUUGGGAAUUUUCUCCUUUUCAUCUCUCUGUUGGAGGGAAUGCUGAUAUGUCUGUACAUAGCCUGUUGCUUUGGAAUUCCCACUGUAUAACCCUAGUUGGGGAGAAUCUUUGCUGGAAGAACUGACUAGGGUUAGAGACAUCCAUAGCACAGAAGCUG